UUCAUUACAUCGCAGUUUGACUUUUGCGAAUCGAAUUUGUUUUUGUUGUGUUGGUUCAUUUCGGUGAGAUACGGGACAUAUUUUGCAGCUUAAAAAUAGAAAAUUGAAGUUUUUUUUUUCUGCAAAUGAAAAAUGCCUCCACCGAUUCCAAUGAGCGAGGCCGAUCCAUGUUGGAAAGAAAGACAACUGAUGUACAAAUGUUUGGAUGAGAAUAACUACGACAAAGACAAAUGUGAGGCAUACGUAAAAAAUGGAAAAUACUGCAAGAAAUUCUGGGUAAAUUUUCCUUCGAAGAGUUUCCAUUCACGUUUCAGUUCGGCUAUCGCUGAUGACCGUAAGCAGAAAAUGAUUUUCCCAUCGAUGCCCAUUGGCGAAGAGCGUGAAAAAAUCCGAGAGGAAUGUAUGAAGAAUUACAAAAAGCCAACCAUUCACAUAAAAUCGCAAUAGCAGACUUAGUUACGAAAUUGUUUCCUUCCUUCUUUCUGUAGAACAAUGUUGUAUUGAAUUUUGAAUGAAUGUUUCAAUACCGAAACGGAAUAUUCUCUUUUUUGAUUGUUUUUAUUUAUUUCGAUUAAAUACAAAUAUUGGAAAGAGGAUUUUAAA
Molecule: messenger RNA, 603 nt
Organism: Sitodiplosis mosellana (orange wheat blossom midge)
Lineage: Eukaryota; Metazoa; Arthropoda; Insecta; Diptera; Cecidomyiidae
Product: coiled-coil-helix-coiled-coil-helix domain-containing protein 7
Exons: 3
Coding region: 133-447 (104 amino acids)
Source: RefSeq, a predicted model, not a curated record